CGCACGCUUUCCUUCCGCGGGCUUGUGAAACGACGCUUGGACGAUAAACCGUGUCGGCUUUUCGAAAAUACAGACAAAAUGAGCAAAGCGCAUCCACCGGAGCUGAAGAAGUUCAUGGACAAGAAGCUUUCACUGAAGCUGAAUGGAGGCAGACACGUGCAGGGCAUCCUGCGCGGCUUCGACCCCUUCAUGAACCUGGUCGUGGAUGACUCUCUGGAGAUGGGCCCAGGAGGACAGCAGAACAGCAUCGGCAUGGUGGUCAUCAGGGGAAACAGCAUCAUCAUGUUGGAGGCCUUGGAGAGAGUAUGAGAGGAGGCGGCUGCAGAUGAAGAGGAGAACGAUCCACACCUUUUUUUAUUACAUUCUGUUUUCUCUUUUAGUUACUUCUGUGUUUGAAAGAGGCAAAUCAGUUGUGUGUUUUUGUAACAUGUCUGCCUGGUUUCCAUUGAAAAAGAUGUUUUGUUUGGAUAUAUUUUGAUCUUGUGAAUAAAUCUGUUUUUCUUUGUA
Messenger RNA from Plectropomus leopardus (leopard coralgrouper), 507 nucleotides. RefSeq names its product small nuclear ribonucleoprotein polypeptide G (gene snrpg). Gene Ontology annotation, molecular function: RNA binding. The record is from RefSeq and is a predicted model, not a curated record. NCBI's taxonomy places the organism in Eukaryota, Metazoa, Chordata, Actinopteri, Perciformes, Serranidae. Gene Ontology annotation, cellular component: precatalytic spliceosome; U1 snRNP; P granule. Gene Ontology annotation, biological process: spliceosomal snRNP assembly; mRNA splicing, via spliceosome.